Messenger RNA from Blastocystis hominis, 658 nucleotides. RefSeq lists its product as hypothetical. The transcript has 5 exons. Lineage: Eukaryota; Bigyra; Opalinata; Blastocystidae. Gene Ontology annotation, molecular function: GTPase activity; GTP binding. The record is from RefSeq and is a predicted model, not a curated record. The coding region runs from base 25 to 633 and encodes 202 amino acids.
AAAACACCUGUCAAUUGACCUAGGAUGAAUUCUGAAUACGACUAUUUAUUCAAGCUUCUUCUUAUCGGAGAUUCCGGUGUCGGUAAGUCUUGCUUGCUGCUGAGAUUUGCUGAUGAUCAGUACUCUGAUUGCUACAUUACGACUAUUGGAGUCGAUUUUAAGAUCCGCACUGUGGACCUGGACGGAAAGACCGUGAAGCUUCAGAUCUGGGAUACGGCAGGUCAAGAGCGUUUCCGUACGAUCACCUCCUCGUACUACCGCGGAGCGCACGGAAUUAUUAUUGUCUACGAUGUGACGGAUCUGGAUAGCUUCAACAACGUGAAGACCUGGCUUCACGAGAUCGAUCGCUAUGCGAACGAGAACGUGGUGAAGCUGCUGGUCGGUAACAAGGCCGAUCUGACCGCGAAGAAGGUGGUUUCGUACGAGACGGCGAAGGAGUUUGCGGACAGUCUGGGCAUUGAGUUCGUGGAGACCUCUGCCAAGAACAGCACGAACGUCGAGACUGCCUUCAUGACCAUGGCUCGGGAGAUCAUGCAGAAGAACGCGUCUGUCCAGUCUGGACCGAAGGGUGCGAAGCCUACGGUGGUCCCCUCUGCUGCGAAGAAAGAGAGCAAGGGUUGCUGUGGAAAGUAAAGGUUGUUAUUGUUGUUGUACAUAU